AUGAUCCUAAUCAUAGAUGUGUACGAAAUACCUGCAGAAAAGAUCAUUCAACAUAUUUACGGCACAAAAAUGUUCAAGGAGAUAACCGAGAAGGAAAGUGUACCGAAUAUUGAAUCUAGUGCUAUUUUUCAACAUCUGAAUGCAGUAAGAACGGCCGAUCCUGCUAAUUUUUUUGUGAGAAGCGAAAAUUACGACUGUAAAACCUUAAGUAAAUUGAAGUAUUACUUCGAUGAAGUAUGCGAAGUAAGUGGUACACUCCUAAAGAUAACCGAGAAGAAAAAAAGAGAAGUAAGAUUUUAUGAUAUAGUGAGAGACGAGAAGGAAAUAGUUGACUUUGUGAGAAUAAAAGAUGACUUGGGAGAGAAAGUAGGCGGAACAGCUAUAUCACGAACGAUAAAACCAUACUUAGAUGCUCAGGAAGAUGAAGUUGUGUUGUUUCCGAGUGAUGAGGAGUAGAGUGAACAAAUGCGUGUUAAAAUGCUUUCUGUAGUUUGCAGUACAUGUGAAACCCAGAAAAUAAGAUAAAUUGCCUUCUAAUCUUUAUUUGCGACACGAAUGGUGCCUUUGAUCUCGUAUAUUUUUGAUAAUAAGAUUUUCCGCUUUUUCCGCCCGCGAAGGCAUUUCAUGGCUGUAUUUUUG
Molecule: messenger RNA, 639 nt
Organism: Vavraia culicis subsp. floridensis
Lineage: Eukaryota; Fungi; Microsporidia; Pleistophoridae
Exons: 1
Coding region: 1-456 (151 amino acids)
Source: RefSeq, a predicted model, not a curated record